AUGACCAUCCGACCCAUGAAGUUCACUCCAGAGGUCCUGCUCGGAGCCCCGAGGUGCUCGGGGCCAGUUCCCAAUGCCUCGGGCACUCUUGCGGUCUACACGCAGACUACCUACUCCUUCGAGUCCCACUCCAAGACCAAUGAGAUCCGCGUUCUCGACAUCGCGACCGGUCGGUCAGCCUUAAUUACGAAUGAUGCGGGUGCCAGCUGUCCGCAAUGGCUGGGAGACAGCGACCAACUGGUCUGGCUCAAGGCCAAGGCCAACGGCAACACCGGGUUCGUGGUGGGCGAUGCACACGAGGUGGACAAAACAUACACGGCGGGCACCGUACCGGGACCCGUCUCGGAUCUCAAGGUCACCGUCAUCGAGCCGGGAAAGAUUGGCUUCGCCGUGUCUGGCAAGGCCAAUCCCGACGGGACGCUCCACAACCCGCAGGACGCAAAGAAGCCGGUGACCACGGGUCGGCUGUUUACCACACUGUAUGUGAGACACUGGGAUGCGUACAUCGAGCCGCAGAAGAAUGCCAUCUGGUAUGGUCUGCUUCAACGUGCCCCGUUGUCUCCUGCUACCAGACAUGCCGGGAAAUAUUCGGUCUCCGGACUUACGAACUUGAUCUCGGUGUCCGGUUUGACAGGCGUCGAAGCCCCGAUCCCACCGUUCGGAGGGACCGGCGACUUUGACAUUAGCCCUUCGGCGAUUGUGUUUGUGGCGAAAGAUCCGGACCUCAAUCCUGCCACGCACACCUCCUGCUCGUGUUACUACUGUCCGAUGUUUUCAUGGACCGGGGUGACUGCGCUGGAGGCCAAGGUCUGUGCGGUGAAGGGUCUUGAGGGAGCCAUGUCUUCCCCGAUCCUGACGUCAGACGGUAGCUCCAUUGCCCUCCUGGCCAUGCGCGAAGAUGGGUACGAGUCCGACAAGAGACGUAUCUUGUACGUGCCCAACCCGUGGAGUGGCGAGAUGAUCGAGGCGUUCGCUUCUCCGGACGGAGAGGGCUCCUGGGAUCUGAGUCCUUCUGGACUGGUAUUUUCGAACGAUGAUCAGACUUUGUAUAUCCAAGUCGAAGAGAAUGGUCGUGGAGUGUUGUAUCAGCUUCCUGUUGCCGACAUCCGCCAUUCCACCCCUGACAUGUUGAAGAAAAUCACGCAUUCCGGCUUCGUCACCGAUGUCUAUCCAGCCUCCUCGACGUCGUCUAAGCUGCUGAUUUCCAGCACGAGCUUGGUGGACAACAGCCUUUGGUCGAUUGUGGACCCAGAGUCCCCGACUGAUGUGCGCGUCAUCUCUUCGAUCGGCCGCAAUGGUGCUACCUUCGGUCUCUCUCCCUCGCAGGUGGAUGAGAUCUGGUACCGGGGCGCCAACGACACCCCGGUCCACGCCUGGGUUGUGAAGCCGUCCAACUUCAAGCCGGGCGAGAAAUACCCAUUGGCGUACUUGAUCCAUGGUGGUCCCCAAGGUGCAUGGUGUGAUCAAUGGAGUACGCGGUGGAAUCCGGCCGUGUUUGCCGAGCAGGGAUAUGUUGUGAUUACCCCCAACCCGCGGGGCAGCACCAGCUACGGCCAGAAAUUCACGGACGAGAUUCGUGGCUGCUACGGCGGACUGCCCUACAUUGACCUUGAGAAGGGGUUCGAUUACAUUGAGAACAACCUGGAGUACGUCGACACCUCGCGGGCUGUAGCGCUGGGCGCUUCGUUUGGUGGCUACAUGGUCAACUGGAUCCAGGGACACCCUCUUGGUCGGCGCUUCAAAGCUUUGGUGACCCAUGAUGGCGUCUUCAGCAUGACCUCGAUGCUCUCCACCGAAGAGCUGUACUUCCCGGUGCGGGAUCUCCAGGGUCCGCUGUGGAAGGUCCCGGAGAACUGGGAGCGGUGGGACCCAUCGCGACACACGGCCAACUGGCAGACCCCGCACCUGGUGAUCCACAAUGAGCUGGACUACCGACUGACCAUCGCCGAGGGACUUGCGGCGUUCAACGUGUUGCAGAUGCGGGGGGUGGAUAGUGCGUUUUUGACUUUUCCGGACGAGAACCACUGGGUGCUGAACCCGGAGAACUCGCUGAUGUGGCACCACACGGUGCUCAACUGGAUCAACAAGUAUGUGGGACUGCCGCCUGCCUCGCAGGAGUUUGCCGAGUUUAGCGCGACCAAGCAACCGUCGAUGGAAAGACGGUUGCAGCAUGUAGCACUGGAUGCUUGA
Molecule: messenger RNA, 2190 nt
Organism: Aspergillus ibericus CBS 121593
Lineage: Eukaryota; Fungi; Ascomycota; Eurotiomycetes; Eurotiales; Aspergillaceae
Product: oligopeptidase family protein
Exons: 2
Coding region: 1-2190 (729 amino acids)
Biological process (GO): proteolysis
Molecular function (GO): serine-type endopeptidase activity
Source: RefSeq, a predicted model, not a curated record